AUGAUUGCCUAUCGUGCAGAACAAGUGCAAUUGAAGAAGAUGAAGGCACAAGAGAAAGCCAAGCAGAAACGAUUGCGAUCUCGCGGUGUUGGUCAAGCUCGUCGUACAACCGGACAGCGAUCAUCGGCUAACUCAUCGACCCCCGGCAUUAAUCCUGGGUCCACCCAGAUGGCUUCCCAGCCUUUGGACUCAGACUCCAAUCCUCAAUUUGGCUCCGAAGACUACGAGAACGUCUGUGGAUACCUUGAGGAGGAAGUCAACUAUACUCGCCUCUAUGGAGAUGGGUCCAAGACCUCCGUUGGCACGACUAAGGUAACAAAGGCGGCGGCUUACGAGAUGUUUGCUAUUUUUAUUAAUGAUAAUUCCAACCGUCGGCUCAACCUCACUGGGAGCCAACUUCGCCAACGCAUCGAUGGAUACAAGAAACGAUUUAUGAAGGCAAAAGAGUGGGCUGAGAACACCGGGGCCGGAAUCGAGGAAGGUGAUAACCUACCCACCCUGGCUGAAAUUCUGGAGAAAAAAUGCCCCUGUUACGAUCGUAUGUACGGCAUAUUUGGCGGGAAAGCAAACGUUACUCCGCUCGCCCAAUUUGACUCAGGGGUGGGAGCCGACCUCUAUAUGACAGCCGAUGAUACCGAUAACCCGCAAGAUCCCGCAUCCUCGCCGGAGGUCUUCUUCCCGGGUUGGGACGAAACUCAAGAAGAGCCCCCCCCAUCGGGCUUAACCACUCCUGCCGAACAGCAAGAGUCACCCAGAGGACCGGGCCUGCAUGAAGGAGCCGCGGAUUUAAGCUUGCCAACUUUGGACGGUGAUCUCAGCCUGCCCGAUGACAUCCUUCCCCCACCCCUCGAGUUCAGUGGCACUCCCUUGACCCCCUCACCUGGCCUGAACAGCCCACGGUCCUUGGCUGGUGUAAAUGGUCGGUCAUCUGGUGCGGCCUUUGGACACCCAAACGGGCAAACAACUACCCCGGACUCGCCUCACCCGGUUCAACCAGGACGCCGUGCGUUCCCGAAUCAACGGUCAACAGAUGCUAGCCCUGCAGGUCCUGCCAGGGGAGUCAAUCCGCGAGCCCGAUCAACUCUGGCUUCUGCCUUUGAAAACUCAAACUCAGAGAAGUUUGUAUACCUCAAGGAGCAUAUGGAGUGGGAGAAGCAGAAGGAGGAGAAGCGGCUUACAUGGGAAAAGGAACGGUACAACAAAGAGGCGGCAUUGGCCAAAGACGGUCGUCAGGGGCAGUUGAGACUGGCCGAAUCGAAGAUGAAGGCUGCGCGAGAGUGGAUCAGCCAAGGCAAGACGGCCGCCGAGGUUGAAGGUCUAUUGAAAGCCGUAUAUGGAUGA
Messenger RNA from Puccinia graminis f. sp. tritici CRL 75-36-700-3, 1341 nucleotides. RefSeq lists its product as uncharacterized. Lineage: Eukaryota; Fungi; Basidiomycota; Pucciniomycetes; Pucciniales; Pucciniaceae. The coding region runs from base 1 to 1341 and encodes 446 amino acids. The transcript has a single exon. The record is from RefSeq and is a predicted model, not a curated record.